Molecule: messenger RNA, 4528 nt
Organism: Caretta caretta (loggerhead turtle)
Lineage: Eukaryota; Metazoa; Chordata; Testudines; Cheloniidae
Gene: DNAJC24
Product: DnaJ heat shock protein family (Hsp40) member C24
Biological process (GO): positive regulation of ATP-dependent activity
Molecular function (GO): ATPase activator activity; ferrous iron binding
Source: RefSeq, a predicted model, not a curated record
CUCACCGGCGUUACAGCUGGUGCAGAGCGGGCAGCUGCUCUUUGAUCCUGCGUUAGAUGGAAACCUGCAACGGCCUCGCCUGCGCGGCGGUGAAAGCGGGGGGUCUUCAGGCGAAACUACUGCGCUUUACGUGUAGACAAGGCCGAGGGUUGUACCGGGGUGUCUUAAACACAGGGUCUCGAAAGAAGCCACUUCCUGGUUAGCCACAUAAUGGCCUUUGAACACAUACCACGAAAAGACUGGUAUAAAAUUCUGGGUGCAGAACCAUCAGAGAGCCUGACAGAACUGAAACAGAAAUAUCAGAAGCUGGUAUUAUUAUAUCAUCCAGACAAACAGAGCGCAGAUGUGCCAGCAGGAGAGGUGGAGGAGCGUGUGCAGAGGUUCAUCGAAAUUGAUCAAGCGUGGAAAAUUCUAGGGAACGAAGAGACAAAAAAAGAGUAUGACCUACAGCGCCGUGAAGAUGAUCUAAUGCAAACAUGGCCAUUGGAUGCUCAAAUUUAUCUUGAAGACAUGUCCUGGAAUAAGGAUGAACAUUGUUAUACACGCUCAUGCCGAUGUGGUGGGAAGUAUACUGUCUCCAGAAAUGAAGCUGAAGAGGUUUCCUUGGUUUGCUGUGACACAUGUUCAUUAGUUAUAGAGAUCCUUCGAUGAAAUAACAGUUGUCCCACUUGCACGUGUUGGUUUCAUCCAGCUGAAUAUUCAGUGGAGAGAAUCGGUUAGUAAAUGUGUCAGGGAAAAGGUGUGCAUUACAAGUGCUAGCACCCUAUCACAGCUGAAAAGGAGGGCUUAAAUCUAUUUUCAAGUUUUAACCAGAAGAUCUUAAAGUUACAAACAAAAGAGCUAUAAGUGCUUCAGUUAAUCAAACUAGACACAUUUCUGUACUUAAUAGAAUGUGAACUGUCCUGUGAAAAUGGUGCUUGUUCUGCCUGUUUUCAUUGAUUUGAAAACUGUCCUUUUCCUGCCCUAUAAAUGAGUGCUUUCAUAAUUUUUAAUUAAUUUAUUUACAUUCCAUUUGUGGAAGUAGCACUGAGCUUUCUGGUCUAGCUGACACUCCUUUCUCCCUAAGAUUAUAUCAGUUGUAGCUGGGGGACUACCUUCAGAAUACCUAAGUCUCACAUUACCAGCAAAGAUGACAAAAGUUACCUUAUAAACACUUAACAUGAGAAGUAUUUUUCUGAAAACAAAACUGUGACACUGUGAUUUGAAGAGAAUGGAGAUCAGCCUAAUAUGUUAAAAUGAGGGAAGGUAAUAUUCCUAGGAAGCAGCUGCUGUACAAAACAAUGGUCCUGUGCCUUUUAAAAAAAAUGAUAAAAGCUUUUUAAGCAGUCUUACGUUAUGCAUAUACAACUGAAUCGAGGGGCUUAUACGCACAAAGUUGUUACCUCUUUCCUACAUGUCAUGUGUUAGUAGACUCCAGUAGUUAAGAUCAGAGCCAUGUAAUAGUUUAAUGAUGUCUCCCACAUAUUAAGGACUGCAUUUCUGCAAAUGUGCCGUUUAAAGUGUUGCUAAUACACAGAGUGGUUCUGCCACCUCAAGAAUUUGCAUGGUGAGUUGUGUCCAAGAAACAGGUUUGCAAUCAUUGCUUUGUCUAAGUCAUUCAGACUUUUAAUUUAACUACAUUUGUAAUAUUAUGAAUGGAAACUUGGGACUAGGUCCACAAUAGGAUUUAGGCACCAAGUCAAAAAUUUAGAUCCUCAAGGCCCCUGCUCAGCUGCUGCCUAAUCCUGCAUGUGGCUAAAAUCUCUAGGUGCCUAAGUUGCUAGUGGUGAAAUCCCCAACGUGCCUAUAUUUCUGUGAGUGGACAAGUACAAAACCACUUAAGUCCUGACACCACUGAGCUGCUCAGGAUCUGAUCUGGUAGGUAUUCUCAGAGGCUGCCUAAGAGCGUACCUACUGGAUUGGACCACACAUAAACCAGGGUGGGGAUAGCAUUCUCCCAAUACCCAGUAACCCAGUGGUUGAACACUCACCUGGGUUGUGAGUGACCUGGGUUCAGGUCCCCACUGUGCCUGGUCUGGAGCAAGGACUUGAACCCAGGUCUACCCCAUCCUAGAUGAAUACCCCAAUCACCAAGUUAUAGGGUAUUGUGGACUGAGUCUCUCCUGUUGUUGCUGUUCUGCUUAAAUAGUCAUUAGUACAGGGACUGGAACCUGGGUCUCACAGGUGAAAUCCUAACCACUGAGCUAUAGAGUCACUCUCUUUCUCUGGCCCAGUUAAUAAUGGCCACCAUCACCACCUAAUUUUUUUGUGAGAAAGGGCUGACCUGGCUUAAGUGUCUAACUCUAUGAGUUUAUGGCUGUGAAUCCCUUGUGAAGAUGGGUGCCCAGCUACCCUUGAAGGGCAGGGCAACUCAUGCUGUGUAUGUUCUGUGGAAUGUUACUGAAAAAUGACUGGAGUGGCAAAAAAAAAGUUAACCUGUCAGCACUAUGGCUACUGCCACGCGAGCAUGGGGUGCCUGAGGACAAAGUAUCUAAUAGAGAAACAGUACCAUGGUACAUUUAGCUAUGUGAAGUAGACUGAUUUUCAACAGAAUCUGUGUAUGACAGGGUUGCAUUAUGUAAUGUUCUAAUAGACGAUCUGAUAGAGGACAAUAUAGGAGGUGUGAAACUUAGAUUCAUUUUUUGAGGAUCUCAAGUGCAUGGAUGAUAUUGCCUUACCUGGAGAGGCUAUUGACCAACUACAGCUAAUGCUGGAAGAACUGCAAAAAACUGCAGAAUCUAUGGGACUUCAGAUUAAUGAUUAUAAAACCAAAGCCAUGCAUGCCUCCUGUAAAAUGGAAACAAAUGACCUGCCAAUGCUCCAAGUAGAUAGCAAUGACAUUGAAUAGAUGAAUAGUUUUAUCCAUUUGGGUAGUCAGUUGACAGCAGGAAGUGCUGUAUCCAAAAGUUGUCAUGUUAGAUUGGUUUUGCAUUAAUGACAUUUCACCAUCUUCAGAGCCCUCUAUUUGGGCAGCAGGAUAUGUGUGUCAUAACUAAGAGUUCAAUGCAGUAGUGAUGACAGCUCUGUUGUAUGGACAAGAAACAUGGCCAUUAAAAACAACUGAGAAGAGAAUACUAGACAGUUUUUAGUGUCAAAAGUUACAGCAUAUUCUUAAAAUCCUUUAGUUUGAUUUUUGCCACAAACUAGAUGAUCCUGGCAAGUUGCAACAGUUGAGAACAAGUUGACUGCAUUGGUGGGGUUAUGUCCAAUGUAAAGAAGGAGGUACACUUUUACAGAAGUUUAUAGAGCUCAGGUUGAAGAAAGCAGGGCAUGAAGCUAACCAUGAAUGAGGUUGGAAGAUACUAUUUUGAGAGAUUUAAGAAGCCUAAAUCCUCCCAUCCUGACUCUUGCUGAAGGAAGAGGACUUGCAAGGGACCAUUCAAGAUGAAAGUCCACUCUACAUGCCACCACAGCUACAUCAUAGCCACGUGAAUCUGCUGCUGCUUAUGCUCCACCACUCUCCUUAGUAUUUUGUUCUGCUUAGCUUGGGUAGCCCCCUGACUCAGCUUGCUGCCUUCUGUUAAUCCCACUCUUAGGUGCUUAACUCUCCCCAUGCAUUGUACAGGGAGAUUGGGAGCCUAAGAUUAGGUAUUGUGAUGCUGAGCCGAAAUCCCCUGUGAGGAUCUAGCUGUUAGAAUAUAAGACCUGGUCUACACUGAGCGGGGGGAAUCGAUUUAAAUUACGCAGCUUCACGUAGCUGAAUUUGACAGAUCUACUUACCCUGGUGUCUUCACUGUGGUAAGUCGACUGCUGACACUCCCCCGUCGACUUCGCCUCUCGCUCCGGUGGAGUACCGGAGUCGGGAGAGCACUCGGCCAUCAAUUUAUCCCGUCUAGAGUAGACGCGAUAAAUUGAACCCACUGGAUCGAUGGCUGCCCUUCGAUCUAGCUGAUAAUGUAGACAAGCCCUAAGACACUUUCUUGUGCAUAAAGGGACUCACCAUGAAUAGUUUAAGAAAGACAAAUAACUUAUUCUGUAAUUACAACAGUAUUUGUAUUUAAUUUCCAUAACUGACUUCUAGAAAAAAACAUAUGCUGAUGUUAAUAAAGAGAGACUUAAGCUCAAAGAGUUUGAUAUCUUAGUCAUAAUGUUUAAUUUUUUGUAAAUACAAACACAUUGUUUCAUUCACUCAGUAAAAAAAAGCUAUUAAAGCAUUGUAAGACAGUUAAGUAAACUGGCAGAAUUCACUUAUUAGUUCUCUUAAUCAUCCAAAAAUCUGUGACCGUUGGGGCUAGCACGCAGAAAUCCCAAAUCAUUCAGAGGCCAUAUCUGUAAAAUGAAAUAUAGUAAAAGUUAAUCAUUGAUUAAAACUCUAAUUUCAAUGCAGUACUCACCCAUUUAUCCAAAUGGCCUGAGGGACAUCAGAAAGUUUAAGGUAACUGACCGGAUAAGUAGAGUGCUAUUUUGUGCUUCAGUUUCACUGAUGUAGAAAUGUGGGGACUGAAGGGAGUAAUGCUGAUGUUUGCUUAAUACUUUGUACUUUAUAAAAGAGUAAAAUUUACUGAGUUUAUUAAAACACCAAAAAUGUAUUAAACUACUGUGGACAGAA